AUGGAGCUUAACAGAUUCAACAAUACAUUGUCCGUACCAGCACAUACAGAAGUCGUUUUCUGUAGCAACUCAUUGAAAUUUGAUUCUAGGAAUAAUCAACAUACAUCGGUAGACCAAAAAGAAGUCAAUCGAUUUGGUCUUACAAUUUUUAAACAAAUCUAUUGGACAGACAUGCAAGUUUAUUUACAUCCAGUUUCUUCUUACUGGUGUCUUUUAAAUCCUUCUGAAGGAUUAAAGAGAUCGAGGAAGGAUGAGCGCUAUGAUCAUAUACAGCUGCAAGAUCAUAAUAUUAUUUUGGCAUUUGGUUCUUUAAUUUCACCUCAGCAAUUUAAGUGUGUUGCAACCAAAUUUCAAUUUGAAAAACAAUCAAAUUCAGACGGAAGCCUAUAUUUCGCAAAAUAUAAUUCGUUUAUCAGCAUUCACAUCGAACAUGUGAAAUUUCAACUAAAACGAGAUCAUAUUGAUAAUCAUCGUGGUGUUAUCAUUGAUGUAAAAUCUAGUAGCCAUUUCAUCAUGCACAUUUGUUUGAAAGGCAAUCUUGAAGAGUAUGCAUGUCAAGAUGAAGAAGCUGUCAAAGAUUACAAGCGUCAAUUUUGUCUGCAUACUGCACGUGGUCAACAAUGGCAGCCAAGCUUUUCAACCAUGCGUUUGUCGAUUAAUAAUAUACAGACAAAUGAUGAUUCAGUUCAUAAUGCUCUAAGUUAUUUUAUUCAAUUUUUCACUUGCCAUUCCAUUCCGAUACAUUUUGGAUCAAUUAAUUUUUCGAAUAAGAACUCUAUUUAUAGAAAUAAUUUAUUGAGAUUUAAGCAUACUUUUAUUUUUGAAUAUGCCUUGGACAUGCUAACUAGUGUCGGAUGUCAAAUAUAUGAACAAAUAGUGAACAAUCAGCGAUUGGUUAAGUAUAUCAAAGAAUUGUUAAACGACAACUACAGUGAUAGUGGUGCUUAUUAUAUCUUUGAACGACUGCGACGAUUUGUAUUGUCGUCUGAAAGUUAUUUUCCUGAGCUUGCAAAUGAAUGGUCGACUAUUAGGAAUCGCUACAGUACUUUUUAUCUCGGAAGUACUUUUUAUCGAAUUGAUAAUGCCUGGGAAAAUUAUGUUCGGAUUCCAUGGUUUUGCCUGACACCGACACGCCGAAUAGUCAAGCCGUUUAAAUUUAUGCAAUCCAAUCGUGUAUUCCGAUAUAUAUCUAAUGUGCAUGAUUCUAUGGCUAUUGUAGAAUUUCGUGAUGAUACUGGAUCAGCGUAUUUAGGCCAAGAACUUGUUUCUUUUUUGGAACAUUAUCUGACAAAUGGGUUUUGGUUUGGUGACCGUCACUAUAUUCAUUUACAUCAUGCGCAAUCGAAAAUAAGACAGAAACAGUUCUAUUUUUAUUGUGAAGCAGAAGGUAAAAUGACUCGUGAAAAACUUGAAAGUUGGAUGGGUAAUUUUGAUGACGAACGAUUACCAGCGAAGAAUACUGCUCGACGAACGCAACCAUUUUCUAGUACAGAAGCUACCAUCGAAAUUGAUAAAAAGUUCGUUGCUUCUAUCCGAGAUUUCAAGACAGAAGAUAACAAAUACAACUUUACCGAUGGUGUUGGACAAAUUUCCUCAGAAUUGAAUUUAUUAAUUCACAAAUCAAUCGGUGUAGAUGUUGAUGGUGGCGGCUAUGUUUCUAGCGUUCUUCAAAUUCGUUAUGCCGGUUGCAAAGGCACUGUUACUGUUAAUCCAUUGUUGGAUGGUGAAACAAAACAAUUGUUAAUUCGGCCAAGCAUGAAUAAAUUUAAGUGUGAUCAUCAAAUGCUUGAAUUGUGCAAACGUUCACUUAGACGUAAUUUAUGCCUUAAUCGUCAAGUGAUUAAUUUACUUUCACACCGUAAUAUAUCGAAUUCGCGCAUUCUUGUUCUCCAACUUCAAAACAUAUUAUGGUUGAUAAAGUCUCUUGUUUCAAAUCAAUCAGCUGUCAGUUUACUACGAGAAAAAAUCCUGUCCAUUUUACCAUGGUCAGAAAUUUCUGCUCAUCUUCUUUUAUGUAAAGAACCGUUUUUUCGUCGUCUUCUUCUUGUGGCUAUUUCAAACAAUCUUAAUCAAAUUGUAACACGAGCUCAUAUUCGUGUUCCAAAAGCUCGUUAUAUGUUCGGAGUUGUCGAUGAAUGCGAAGUGCUCAACGAAGGACAAGUUUUUGUUCAAAUCACUCAUGAAGAUGGAACGAAAACUGUUUUAGAAGGAUCUGUUGCAAUUACGAAAAACCCUUGUCAUCAUCCAGGAGACUUGAGAGCUCUGCAAGCUGUUAAUCAUGAACGUCUUCAUCAUCUUUAUGAUGUAGUUGUCUUUCCGAAGCGUGGCCUACGACCACAUCCAAGUGAAAUAUCUGGAUCGGAUCUUGAUGGAGAUGAAUACACUGUCAUUUGGGACCCUGAACUGGUACCAAUUUCACCAAAUCCAAUUCCUUACGAAUAUGAUGCUGGACAGAGCCCCAAACCUCUUAAUCGUAUUGUCACACGUGAUGAUCGAAUCAAGGUACUUUUAGAUAUUUGCGAACAAGAUAAUCUUGGCCUGUUGAGUAAUCUUCACCUUAUUUUUGUCGAUAAGUUUGGUAUCGAUAGUGAAGAAGCUACUAAUUUAGCUGCUGCGAUCAGCGAAGAGUUGGACAGCGUAAAAUCAGGUCAACAUCCAUAUACACCACAACAAAUAAGGGAACUUUUGGAUAAAGCAGGUAAAAGCCGACCUGAUUUUAUGCAAGCAUGUAACUAUGAACAGUAUCCAUCACAAAAAAUACUUGGAAAACUCUUUCGAAGCGCUCGUUCUUUGAGUGAUAGUUUCAACAAUGUUUUUCCCAAUCGUCAAAAUACUAAUGAUGAAAUUCUUCUUGAUAAUGCUCUUCUUCACAAUGGUUAUCAAGAAUAUGUUGAUGCUGCUCGAUCUCUUUAUGGACGAUAUCAAUAUGAAAUGUUCGAAAUUAUUGGUUCCUAUGGGUUUUCAAAUGAAAUUGACCUUUUUUGUUGUAUUGAUUCAUGCGAAAUGAAGGCUAAUGAGCGAAGUGACAUACAACAAACAGCACAAAAACUACUGAAAGCCGUCUUUCGAGAUAUUCGACAGAGCUUUUUUGAUGAUAUCGAUUCAUUUCAAAACUCAAAAGCAAAAGCAUCUGCUUGCUAUUAUGUGGCAUAUACAGAUAAAAGCUCCAAAGAGCAGCGCAUGUUAAGUUUUCCAUGGCUCUUUGCUUCUCAACUUCUUGCCAAUGAUACAAGUAUGUUGGAAAAUCCGCUCAGUCUUGAUUCGUAUUGGCAAUGCUGCUUGAAAAAACAAUUCCCAUCAAUACGAAAUCUACGUCCGAACGAUAACCAAUUUAUGUUUAUGGAACUCUUUGAUAUGUAUAGUAAAAAUGCUUCUAAUACGAACGACGAACAAAUGAUUAAUAAUGCCGAAAUACUUAUCAAAAAUUUGAUCACAGCUGCAAAAUUUAUACAUUCGAACUAA
Messenger RNA from Rotaria socialis, 3462 nucleotides. The record is from the annotation of a GenBank genome assembly. NCBI's taxonomy places the organism in Eukaryota, Metazoa, Rotifera, Eurotatoria, Philodinida, Philodinidae.